Molecule: messenger RNA, 1361 nt
Organism: Pseudogymnoascus destructans
Lineage: Eukaryota; Fungi; Ascomycota; Leotiomycetes; Thelebolales; Thelebolaceae
Gene: SFC1
Product: Mitochondrial succinate-fumarate transporter
Exons: 6
Coding region: 201-1181 (326 amino acids)
Biological process (GO): succinate transport; fumarate transport; transmembrane transport
Source: RefSeq, a predicted model, not a curated record
CAACCCCCCCCGAAUAUAUUUUUGCUCUCUUCGCUGAGAAACCGGCGCUGUAUAUACUACUUUGUACUUCUAACAGGGUCGUUGCUGUAGCUGUUUCCAGAGCAUCUCAUCCAAAGCAACUACGCUCGUCACCGGUACCGAGUUUACAGGAAAUUCUUGCUACGAAGUUAGUCUUGUGACGCAGAGAGUCAUCAGCCGAUAUGCCUCCAAAGACCAACGGUCGUGAUGGGAAGCCCCCGCCCUCCGCAGCGACGAACUUGAUCGCUGGCGGUGGUGCAGGAAUGAUGGAGGCGCUUAUCUGCCAUCCUCUCGAUACUAUCAAAGUUCGCAUGCAACUUUCUCGUCGCGCGCGUGCCCCAGGUGUGAAGUCAAGAGGAUUCAUUGCCACGGGAUCAGAAAUCAUCAAGCGCGAGACCCCCCUCGGUCUCUACAAAGGUCUUGGCGCAGUGGUAACUGGCAUUAUGCCCAAGAUGGCCAUUCGAUUCACGUCGUUUGAGGCAUACAAGGCCAUGCUCGCAAACAAGGAGACUGGUGUCGUCAGCACAAAAGCAACCUUCUUUGCUGGCCUCGCUGCCGGUGUUACAGAGGCUGUCGCAGUUGUAACGCCGAUGGAGGUCAUCAAGAUCCGUCUCCAAGCACAGAACCACUCCAUGGCCGACCCCCUCGAUGUCCCCAAAUACCGCAAUGCCGCACACGCAUUGUACACUGUGGUUAAAGAGGAGGGUUUUGGAGCGUUAUACCGUGGAAUUUCGCUUACAGCUCUGAGGCAAGGAACCAACCAGGCUGUUAACUUCACUGCCUACACCGAGUUCAAAUCUGCCCUCCAAAGAUGGCAACCAGCCUACGCCGACUCCCAGCUCCCCUCCUACCAAACAACCCUCAUUGGUCUCGUCUCUGGUGCCAUGGGCCCCCUCUCCAACGCCCCCAUCGACACCAUUAAGACGCGCCUCCAGAAGACUCCCGCCCAGGCCGGCCAGAGCGCAUGGAGCAGAAUAACAUACAUUGCAGCAGACAUGUUCAAGACGGAGGGCGUGCACGCCUUUUACAAGGGCAUCACGCCGCGUGUGAUGCGUGUCGCUCCCGGCCAGGCCGUUACCUUCACAGUGUACGAGUUCCUGAAGGAGAAGCUCGAGAACAGGACGACGAUCGCGGAGCUUGUGGGCGGUAAGUACGAGGAGUAAGUGUUCUGUAUUUUACCAUGAUGGACGGAUCAUGUUGGGCAUUGUUGGAGGCAAGGCAUUUUCAUGCGAGUGGCUAAAAGCGUUAUGGUGACACUCUGUAUAUAGACGCUGUGCGUAGAUUAUAUGGUAUCGAGUACUUAUAUCCAUUUUAUAUCAAGUUUGCUUGGUACAAUCUUCCGG